Messenger RNA from Penicillium cinerascens, 1107 nucleotides. RefSeq lists its product as uncharacterized. Gene Ontology annotation, molecular function: oxidoreductase activity, acting on NAD(P)H, oxygen as acceptor. The record is from RefSeq and is a predicted model, not a curated record. The transcript is spliced from 4 exons. Bases 1 to 1107 code for a protein of 368 amino acids. Lineage: Eukaryota; Fungi; Ascomycota; Eurotiomycetes; Eurotiales; Aspergillaceae. Gene Ontology annotation, cellular component: intracellular anatomical structure.
AUGUUCAACCGCACGGUCGCUCGCUCCACCGUCAGGGCGCUCAACAGCGCCCGCACGGCUUUCAUUGCACCAGCAGUUGGCUCUAUCCGCCCGCUCUCCUUCACAGCCGUCCGCUCCAAGGAAGAAGACCCAAACAAGGACCCCAUUCUCUCCGCCACUGACCGCGCCGAGAAGGGUGCCUCCGGCGACCAUGAGGGUGAAUUCGCCCGUACCGAUGACAGCGUUCAGAUUCCAUACCCGCCUGACAGCCAAUAUCCCGCCCAGCCCGUUGUCCAGGGCCGCGGUGGGAUGCAUUUCAAGCGCACCCUGGCUCAAUUUUCCCUUGAAGGCAAGGUCAGCAUCGUGACGGGUGGUGCUCGUGGUCUGGGUCUGGUCAUGGGCCAGGGUUUGAUUGCUUCUGGCUCCGACCUGGCGAUCGUCGACUUGAACAAGACUGAGGCCGAGGAUUCUGCAUACAAACUUAUUGAGCAGUUCCGCAAGGAGAACCCCGGCUUGGAACAAAUGCCCAAUGUCACCGCCCACUACGCCGACGUCGCCAAUCCCGACUCCGUGAACACGGCUUUGGCCGAGGUGCUAGCCCAGCACAGCAAGAUCGAUAACCUGGUCACCUCUGCAGGUUUCACCGAGAACUUCGACGCGAUCAGCUACCCGUUCGAGCGCAUGAAGAAGCUCUGGGGCGUCAAUGUGGACGGCACCUACCUGUUCGCUACAGGCGUGGCUAAGCACCUGAUGGAACGCAACGCGCCAGGCAACAUCGUCAUGAUUGGCUCCAUGUCCGGUGCCAUUGUCAACGUGCCUCAGCCUCAGGCUCCCUAUAACGCUGCCAAAGCCGCUGUCCGACACCUCGCUGCGUCUCUCGCUGUUGAGUGGGCUGGCAAGGACAUUCGCGUUAAUUGUAUUAGCCCCGGCUAUAUGCUGACUGCUCUUACCCGCAAAAUCCUCGACGAAAACCCCGAACUCCGCGACAAAUGGACCUCCCUCAUCCCCGUCGGCAAAAUGGGUACUCCCGAAGAUCUAAUGGGCGCCGUAACCUUCCUCCUCUCCGACGCCGCCAAAUACAUCACCGGUGCCGAGCUCCGCGUCGACGGCGGCUACACCGUGACCUAA